Molecule: messenger RNA, 1349 nt
Organism: Cornus florida
Lineage: Eukaryota; Viridiplantae; Streptophyta; Magnoliopsida; Cornales; Cornaceae
Exons: 8
Coding region: 265-1122 (285 amino acids)
Biological process (GO): protein ubiquitination
Cellular component (GO): membrane
Molecular function (GO): zinc ion binding; ubiquitin-protein transferase activity
Source: RefSeq, a predicted model, not a curated record
CACAAUUGCCCAUGGUAGCCGUUGGAUGAACGUCACCGGACCUCCAUAACAGGCUCGGCAAAUCCGAGCCUACAGCCCUAUAAAUACCAACCUCCUAAUUCAAGCAAAUUCACGAGUAACACCAGCUAACACAAGAAUACAAACGAAAACGCGGAUCCUAGAGAGAGAAAGUGUGAGUAAGAGAGAGAAAGUACCUUUUCUCUUCGAUCAGCCACCUAACACGCGGUUCCGAUUUUCCAUCUUCUUCCUCAGGUGUUUCAUGUGAUGGGUGAUCAUUUGGUGCUGUAUGUGGACCAACUUGAGAAGCCGGUGAACGCACGAUCGAUUAAGGAGUCUGAGGUCGGUGCGGAGAGGCGGCCGGAUGAGGCGGGACCGUCGUGCUCAGUGGUAGGAGGGGAUGAGAAGGUGUUGGUGAGGGGGAAUGAUGUUUCCGAUGAGGAAAUGCCGCUUAUAAAUAUGGCCGAGUGCCGAAUUUGUCAGGAAGAAGAUUCUGUGAAUAAUUUGGAGACUCCUUGUGCUUGCAGUGGCAGUCUUAAGUAUGCUCACAGAAAAUGUGUUCAACACUGGUGCAAUGAGAAAGGAGAUAUAACUUGUGAGAUAUGCCAUCAGCCUUACCAACCUGGUUAUACUGCUCCUCCACCUCCGCCCCCCUCUGAAGAGACUGCCAUUGAUAUCGGUGGUGUAUGGACAAUCUCUGGUACUCCUUUAGAUUUGCAUGAUCCUCGCCUAUUGGCAAUGGCCGAGGCAGAACGUCACUUUUUGGAAGCUGAGUAUGAUGAUUAUGCUGCUACAAAUGCCAGUGGAGCUGCAUUUUGUCGUUCAGCUGCUCUAAUUUUAAUGGCUCUUCUUCUCUUGCGGCAUGCAUUGACAGUAACGGAUGCUGAUGAAGAUGAUGCAUCUACCUUUUUCUCCCUUUUCUUGCUUCGGGCUGCUGGGUUCCUUUUGCCCUGCUACAUUAUGGCCUGGGCCAUCAGUAUAUUGCAGCGUCGAAGACAAAGACAGGAGGCUGCAGCAUUGGCAGCAACACAAUUUGCAUUUGUGCUACAAUCAGGGCAAAACAGGGGUCUGCAGUUUGCCAUUGCAUCUACACCGACGGUGACACCCCACCAAGGAACUGCUUAAUUUACAUGGACAACUGCGAACACAGUUGCUCUGAAAGCCAUUUGAUGAGGUUGUUUAGUGAUUAUCGCACUUGCGUGUUUAAAAAGACCAUGGAUAUCCAUUCUCUUGCUCUAUGUUAAUGUGUAUAUAAGUGUUGCAUCUCAGAAUAUGUUCUCUUGUUAGACAUGCACAUCCACAUCAGCUGUAUUUCGUAUCCUUUUAUAGUAUGCGCAUUUUUACGUGUCCAA